AUGGGAAUGGUCGAGAAAGCAGCGUACGGCGUGUCUGGACAGCAGUUGAAGGGCAACCAAGAGGAUCCGUGCAAGGUGAAAGGACGCGUGGUUGGCGAUGAAGUCUAUUGCGACCGUUACUGGGAGUGUGUUAGCAAUCAGCCAGAGCUUUACGAUUGCCCCAAUGGACUCGUCUUUGCUGGGAAGCAUCGUGGCGUUACGGAAGGCUGUGAUUAUCCGUGGCGCGCCAACUAUUGCGAGGGCAAGCAAUUAGCGAAUGGUCCCAUAUCGACAGAGCAUUGCGACUGGUUAUACGGCAUCUUCGGUCAUGAGACAUCCUGUACACGCUAUUGGACUUGCUGGAAUGGUACCGCUACAGAGCAGCUUUGCAUCGGCGGUUUGCUGUACAAUGAGAAUGCCCACAGCUGCGAUUGGCCGGAAAAUGUAGAUGGUUGUCAGAAGCAUCCACUCUGCAACGAUGAUGCCAACGGUAAUGUCCCACUGGGCAAAUCGUGCAACCGUUAUUGGCAAUGCCAGGGCGGUUAUCCACGCUUGCAACGUUGUCCCGCAAUGUUGGUAUUCGAUCGGCAUUCGUUGCGUUGCGUCGUACCCCCGACGGAGGAGUGCGAUAUACCCACAACGCCAGCGCCACUAGAUGGAGAGGGAGAGAACAAUAAUGUCGGUGGCGGUCAGUUCUCCAAGGACGAGCAAGAACGGAAGCUGGCCAACGAAGGUGUGCCGCCACUGCCAUUGCAAGGCAAGAACUUUCAACGUGCUAGAAAUUAGAAAUUCCAAUUCAAACGCGCAGAAAAGAGUAAAAUGAGGAGCAGAAGAAGGAGCAAAGGGGAGAGGAAGUAAGCGAGGAAAGCAGCGAUGUGUGCGGUGAGGUGCUAUGACGACGAUGAAGAUGGCAAACAGCCACGACAGUGGCUUCAAAUUAAAAUGCAACGAAAUCAAAUAUGUUUGUAGCAUGAAAUUAGUGUAAGAAUAGAAAAAGGCGGUGAUGAAAACAUAAAACAACAGCAAAAAUUUACACAAAAUCAAAACAAAAAAAAAAACGAAAAAUUAUAAUGACAACAAGAAGCUGCAGAGUUGGUUGAGAGCGCAAGCGAGGUUGGUAAUGUGAGGCAGCAUUCAAGUGGGGCUGACGCGAAAUAUCAGUUACGGGUUGUGCGAAAAUUGUGUCUAAAUAAAUUUUUCUAUGCAAUAGAAGCGCCAAGGAAGUGAGAGGUGGCGCGGUUGGCGAACUGAAGUGGCGCGGCAAUUAGUUUUGAAUGCUCCAGCGCGCCUGAGACAUGUCCAACGGAGCGGAUAAAUUCGAGCCGCAGAUGCCUCAAAUGGCUAAACAAAUAAUCAGCACAAGUUGCGCAAACAACAAUAACAAGCACAUACAUACACGCAUAAGGGAGACAAGCAACUGAUACAGCAAGCGGCAAGAGGGAGGAGGCAAGUAGCAAGAGGCAAGCAGCAAGAAAAGGCGCAAAGAUCAAAAGCUAUCGGAGUCGCUUCGCAUUACAAACACACACAAAUGCACCAACAACAACCAAGUCAACGUUUGGCAUGUCAACUUGCUAGCCAUCCUUUGCGGCAGUCUCUAAAUUCAGCUCAUCCGUUGUUAUCAAAUUUUAACACCAUUUUGGCCGUGGCUUGUGCAACAUCAUUAGUAGACCACAUUUUCAGCAUCAGCGAAUGUCACAAUUUACAAAUACCCCUACAUAAAUUCAUGCACUUCAGCGCACUUAUUUGAGAAGAAACAACAACAACAACACAAAAUAUGGUUAUUUGGGAAAUAAAGUCCAAGAGGAAAUUGUAUUUAUAAGAAAUUGCAAGCCGUUUGCCAUUUUCGGCAUAAGUUUAAUACUAAAUCGCUUUUUCUAUUACUACUCAUAAUAAAUUUGUAUGUAACUCAGCUAGAGACGUCACAAAAUAUUUUUCAUGAAAUUAUGUACACAUUCUACAUUUUCAGAGACGUUAAUGUU
Molecule: messenger RNA, 1958 nt
Organism: Anastrepha obliqua
Lineage: Eukaryota; Metazoa; Arthropoda; Insecta; Diptera; Tephritidae
Product: protein obstructor-E-like
Exons: 5
Coding region: 1-765 (254 amino acids)
Cellular component (GO): extracellular region
Molecular function (GO): chitin binding
Source: RefSeq, a predicted model, not a curated record